GUGCCGUCAUGCCCCCCGUGCCCGACCUGCCACCUGGCGUGCGGUGCGCCUGACGCCUGCCCGAGCUGCUCGCUGCAGUGCCCUGCUAUGACACCCUGCGCGGGAGCGGCGCCCGUCAGCUGCCCGGCGGCUGCCCCUUGCCGGGCGUGCGGCUGCCCGGCGCGCGCCCCGUGCGCGGUGUCCGCACCCUCGCCUGGCUCUGCCGCGCCGGACGCCGCCCCUGCGAGUGCGGCUGGCAGUGUGGUCGCCGACGCGGUGGUCGACGCGCGUGCGCUGGCCUCGGCGCUGGUGGGCGGCGCGGUCGGCUUCGUGUUCGCGGCGGUCUGCUUAUGGGGCUGCUGCGCGGUGCUCAGGAGGGGCGCCCGCCCCUGCUGCCGCGGCUUCGCUGGUCUGGACGAUGGCGGCAGUCGCGAGGACGCGAUGGGUGUGCGCUUUUUGGGCCGGGUGGCGUUGGCGGAAGCUGAUCGCGUCAUCUAUGCGGCGGACGGUGAUCUGUGCAUGGUCGCCCCCGCCAACGACCCAGAUGUGCAGGCGGCCAGGUUCGGCAGCCUCGAUCCCCCGCCGCCUGGGAUCGCGGCCAACCAGGUGUACAGGUUCCGCGCUGAGCCUACGGGCGCCGAGCUAGCGCAGCUGACGCUGGAGGCGGAGCAGGUGGCGAGUGGCGAGUGCCGUCGACGAGCUCAGGCGGUGGGCAACCUGGGUUUGCUCACCUACCUGCGGCCGCUGGUGACGCCUGUGGGCGGUCUCGCGGUGGUGCCUGUGGCUCCAGCUGGUCCCGCCUCGGGCUUGCUGAGGGGCGCCGUGCCCGCUGGGGGCGGCCCCGCCGCUGGCGACCCGGCGGGCGCGUGGCGCGCCGCGGCCUGCGAGGUCGGCUACCGCGUCGGCGACGAGGUGCCUGGCCACAUACCGACGGCGGCCCGCAUCCAGGACAGGGACAUCCACGUGCUGCCCGACGGCCAGGGGCUGUUCGCCGAGCUGGUGCCGCCAGCAGCGCUGGAGUCAUUCUUGCGCAAGGCGGUCGACGCGGACGCGAGGGCCCUACCGAUCGUUCGCGAUGCGCAGGGCCGUCGAGACGCGCCGUGGAACAAGAUGGUGGAGAUGGUGCGCCAGGAGGACUUCGGAUCGGACUGGGUGCUGCCUGGGCCCCGGGACGCUGUGUGGCGCAUGAGCUACCUGCAGCGCGAAGGCCUCGGCAUCGAGGGCCACCGCGAGCGCUUCCGUCAGAUCUGCAAGCUGGGUGCUACCGACUGGGGCGUCCAAGAGCACUGCCAACUGUGCCAGCAGAUCAAGGCCGCCACGUGUCAGGACCUCCAGGGUGGCACGAACUUGAUCAGCAUCGAGAUGAAGUUCAGGAGGCUCCAUACAAUGGACAAGGGCGUUGGAGGCAAGAUGAGUCUGGAAGAGCAGGCCGCGUUCUCGGGGAUCUCCCGAUCCACGUCUUCAGUGAUGGUCUCGCCCGACCUGAUCGAGCGCGUGUGCGGUGACGACGUCCGCGAUUUUGAGGGACAUCGGCCCCGGGACAUCUUUCCACUGCCGUGCCCGCCUGCCGCCGAGCCGCUGGAUAAGGCUGCUGCUGCUGCGCUGGCCAGAG
Messenger RNA from Prorocentrum cordatum, 1591 nucleotides. NCBI's taxonomy places the organism in Eukaryota, Dinophyceae, Prorocentrales, Prorocentraceae. The record is from the annotation of a GenBank genome assembly.